AUGGACCCCCCCUCCAACCUGUCGUCCCCCUCCAACGGCUCGCUGCCGGGUGGGCUGCCGGAGGCGGCGGGGCUGAGCCUGCUGGGGGCGGCCGGGGCGGCCGGGAACCUGUACACGCUGGCGGUGGCGCGGGCCGGGGCCGUCCCCUCCCCGCUCCACGUCCACGUCGUCCACCUGGCGCUGGCCGACCUGCUGUACCUCGCCGGGGUGCCCUUCGUCGUGCACAAUGGGCUGGCGCGGGACUGGUGCUUCGGCGAGGCCGGCUGCCGGGCCCUGCUCAGCCUGGACCUGCUCACCAUGCACGCCAGCAUCUUCCUGCUCACCCUGCUGAGCACCGAGCGGUGCCGGGCCGUGCGGCGCCCCUUCCGGGCCGCCCGCCGCUCCGGCCGCCGGGCCCUGGCCGCCGCCGCCUGGGCCGCCGCCCUGGCGCUGCCCAUGAUGCUGAUGGUGCGGCAGGAGGAGCGGGCGGCGGGCGACGGGCGGGUGCGGCGGCUCUGCGUGCCCACCUGGCACGAGGCCCAGUACAAAACCUACCUGACCGUGCUCUUCGGCACCAGCAUGGUGGGGCCUGGGCUGGCGCUCGGGUACCUCUACGGGCGGCUGGCGCGGGCCUACUGGCGCUCGCAGACCCGGGGGGUGCUGGGCCCCCGGCGGGGGCCGAAGCAGCGCGUCUUCCUCCUCGUUUUCCUCAUCGUUGUGGCCUUCUGGGCCUGCUUCCUGCCCUUCUGGCUCUGGCAGCUGGUGCCCCUCUACAGCCCGGGCACGGCCGCCCGCCUGCCCGUGGCCACCGAGAUCUACAUCAACCACCUGGUCACCUGCCUGACCUACAGCAACAGCUGCAUCAACCCCUUCCUCUACACGCUGCUGACCCGCAGCUACCGCGACUACCGGCGGGCGCGACGGGCCGGGCGCGGGGCGGCACCGCAGGCACAGGGCGCGGGGCGCUGA
This is a messenger RNA of Mauremys reevesii (Reeves's turtle), 948 nucleotides long. RefSeq names its product urotensin-2 receptor-like. The record is from RefSeq and is a predicted model, not a curated record. Gene Ontology annotation, molecular function: urotensin II receptor activity. Gene Ontology annotation, cellular component: membrane. NCBI's taxonomy places the organism in Eukaryota, Metazoa, Chordata, Testudines, Geoemydidae. Gene Ontology annotation, biological process: regulation of blood pressure; blood vessel diameter maintenance; neuropeptide signaling pathway.